Platichthys flesus (European flounder) is the source of this 7563-nucleotide messenger RNA. RefSeq names its product salt-inducible kinase 2b (gene sik2b). Gene Ontology annotation, cellular component: cytoplasm. Lineage: Eukaryota; Metazoa; Chordata; Actinopteri; Pleuronectiformes; Pleuronectidae. The coding region runs from base 412 to 3183 and encodes 923 amino acids. Gene Ontology annotation, biological process: intracellular signal transduction; protein phosphorylation; microtubule cytoskeleton organization. The transcript has 15 exons. Gene Ontology annotation, molecular function: ATP binding; protein serine/threonine kinase activity; tau-protein kinase activity. The record is from RefSeq and is a predicted model, not a curated record.
ACAUGAUGCCUCCUCUGCGAGUCCGCCCGUGCACUCCGCGGCUGACAGAGGCUCCGCGCAGCUGAGACGUGACCGCGGUAUUGUCGCGGAGGGGGAACGCGGUGUGACGGCUCAGCUCAUGGCCUGCUCCGGACAGCGUCGCCACACGGGCUCCGGCAGAAAGCAACUUUGUUUUUAAUGGACGCGCGUCGAGCGGCGGCGGCAGGGGGAGCGGCAGCGGCUGCGGCGGCAGCAGAGGCGGCGGCCGGCUUGUUCUACUUUCGUCUUUAUCUGUAGCGGGCGGCCCGAGCGAGCAGCAGCAGCAGCGAGCCCCGUGCGAGAACCCCCCUCCUCCGGGCAGCGUGUCCCCCUUAACCCGCUCGUCUGGCUACCUCCUCCUCCGCGUCCACAAACAGUCACAUUUAGAACAGCAUGGUCAUGGCUGACAGUGUCCAGAAACCGCUGAUCCGGGGUCCGGUCCGAGUGGGCUUCUACGACAUCGAGCGCACUUUAGGCAAAGGCAAUUUCGCCGUGGUGAAGCUGGCGAGACACCGCAUUACGAAGACCGAGGUGGCCAUCAAGAUCAUUGACAAGACCCAACUGGAUGCUGUGAACCUGGAGAAGAUCUACAGAGAAGUUCAAAUAAUGAAGAUGCUGGACCACCCCCACAUAAUCAAGCUCUACCAGGUGAUGGAGACGAAGAACAUGCUUUACUUAGUCACGGAGUACGCCAAGAAUGGGGAGAUCUUCGACUACCUGGCAAAGCACGGCCGUCUCAGUGAGUCGGAGGCAAGGAGGAAGUUCUGGCAGAUCCUGUCGGCGGUGGAGUACUGUCACAACCGCAACAUCGUCCACAGGGACCUGAAGGCAGAGAAUCUGCUGCUGGAUGGCCACAUGAACAUCAAGAUUGCAGAUUUUGGGUUCGGAAACUUCUUCCAGCCCGGCGAGCCUCUAGCCACGUGGUGCGGCAGCCCGCCAUACGCUGCUCCAGAGGUUUUCGAAGGACAACAGUAUGAGGGCCCGCAACUUGAUAUAUGGAGUAUGGGGGUGGUGCUGUACGUGCUGGUCUGUGGUGCAUUGCCCUUCGACGGGCCUACGCUGCCUGUGCUCAGACAGCGAGUCCUAGAAGGAAGGUUUCGCAUCCCCUACUUCAUGACUGAAGACUGUGAGCACCUGAUCCGCAGGAUGUUGGUCCUGGACCCAUCAAAGCGUCUGUCUGUGGCCCAGAUCAAGGAGCACAAGUGGAUGGCUCUGGAUAUUCCAGUGCAGAGGCCCAUCCUCUACCAGCAGCCCCUGUCUGCCGAGGGCGAGGCAGGUGUGGGAGAGUACAGUGAGCAAGUCCUUCGCCUGAUGCACAGCCUCGGCAUCGACCAGCACAAGACCAUAGAGUCUCUGCAGAACAAAAGCUACAACCACUUUGCUGCUAUCUACUACCUGCUGGUGGAGCGGCUCAAGGCCCAUCGCUGCAGCUUCCCCGUUGAACAGCGACUCGAUGCCCGCCAGCGAAGGCCCAGCACCAUCGCCGAACAGACCGUCGCCAAGUCGACCAGUGCAUCAGCCCAGGUGGGUUUGCUGCCACAGGGUGUUCGUCUGCUGCGCUCCCCCGCUGUACCCCAAGCCUCCUCUGAUGCUUUCACCUUCCCCCAGACUGCCUCACCCCUGGAGCAGAAUUUCAUGGUGGAGGACAUCAACACACCCAAAGUGAAUGGCUGCCUGCUGGACCCCCUGCCUCCCCCCACUGUCCUACGCAAGUCCUCCACCUCGUCGCCUAGCAACAUGAUGGAGACAUCUAUCGAUGAGGGCAUCGAAACUGAGGAGCCCGACACGGAGGAAGAUCCGCACCACUUGCUCAUGGCCUAUCAGACGGCACGGUUCGGCCAGCGGCGACACACCCUCUCUGAGGUCACCAACCAGCCAAACCAAGGUAAAUUAUUCACUCUAGGCCACAACCCUUCCAUGGGUAGUGUGGAAUCAGACAUGGGCUACGACAUGGGCUCCAUGCAAAGUGACCUUGGUCUUCUGGAGGAUCCCCCCUCUCUCUGUGAGAUGGUGCCGACCAACAGCUCCGCCCCCGGUGUCACUCCUACGCCGUACUUGAGCACUCGGCCCGCCAACCCAGCAAUGGCAGCCCUGACUUCCCAGCACAGGGAGGCACACAACCGCUCCCCUAUCAGCUUCAGAGAAGGACGCAGAGCAUCCGACACCUCCCUCACCCAAGGUCUGGUUGCGUUUCGCCAGCAUCUCCAGAACUUGGCGAGGACCAAAGGCAUCCUGGAGCUGAACAAAGUACAGAUGCUGGUGGAGCAGAUGGGCUCUGGUGAAGGGUCCAUCAUGGGGCCCCUGGGACCACAACACCACUUGCACAACCUCCUGGAGGGUGAGGCAUCCAAGCAGCAGGAGGGCCUAGCUUUAUACCAAGGCGCGCCACAGCCGCCUCUCCUGUCCCGCAGACAGAGUUUGGAGACACAAUACCUCACUCAUAGACUUCAGAAGGCUAGCGUCCUCGCAAACAGUCCUGCUAGCUGCCAACUUUUCUGUAAGGAGACUCCUCGAAGUUUAGAGCAACAGCUGCAGGAACACAGACUGAACCAGAGGAGGAUGUACCUGCAGCAGCCACAGGGCAUGGGGCUGCAGACCUAUUUCAACCAGAUGCAGAUAGCUGAAGGGUCGUACCCUGCCCUGGACCUAGCAGCAUCUCAGAGUUCUCCACAGGGCACCGCCAUUUCAGCCGCACAUCAGCCUCAGCCCCAGCAGCCAGGCAGUCCUCAGACCUCGCCUCCUUUCAGCCACCCCCUCAGCCUGAACCCCUUGAUGGAUCAGGGUGAGGGCCUGGUUUAUGACCCCUACAUGAGCCACCACCACUACACCCAGCACCUUCCUGCUGCGUCUCACCUCCAUCACCAGCUUCACCAGCCUCAUGAAGCCUCUGCCAGUGGCCUGGGCUUCAGCUAUACCACUUGCUGUGAGCAGCAGGCCAUUGGCCCUUCCACUGAGGCUCUUCACCCAGAGCAGUAUGAGUUCCCGCUGGACCCCACCAUGCUGGUCCUUGCUCCAGGAGAGGCUGAGGCUGGAGCUGCUGUUGGGGGUUUUGCUGGUCAGGGGCAGUCAGACGGCCUGAAACUGCCCGAGCUGCAGAGCUCCCUCCUGGACAGUGAGAUGAUGGAGACUGUGGACUCCCAGCAUGGCUUCGUACUGGUUAACUAAUGCCAGCUGAGGGGGUUAAUACAAAGUGGUGUUAAGCAAUGAGAACCUACCUAGCAUUGAACCAGACAGAAUGGAUUUAUAAGUGGAGGCCGUAAGAGUAGCAACAGGGAAGGAAAUGUGUUAAUUUUUGUAUGACUAAUACAAACUUAAUUUCUUAGUUGUGAUGAACCUCAGACAAAAUGUCUACCAAAUUCCUUCCUUAGCCUACCUCCCUUUCUCCUUCUGCUCCUCUGUUCUCGUUCUCAUCAGCCCUGUGAGGCAGGAACGGGUCCGAUACGUGGUGCAGCAUGAGCUUCGCCAACCUGACUCUGCGACGCCGUUGUUGCCAAGGAGGUGUUGCCACCGGCGAGGACUGCGCCGUGCAGCCCGGGGGGGGAUGCUGCAAAACCUGGAGUACGGCAUUUCACCUACUAAUGGGUUGAAAGUGAACUUAUUUCAGACUGACUAGCAACCAAAAGCACAAUGGCUGGUAGUGCUGUUUGUAUUUUAAAUAGGACGCCACAUCUACACACAUCUCAAAACACUUUUGUGCUUUAUUUUAUUUCAGUAGAUUAAGAAAAACAAGUGAUGUAGAUAAAAUCGCCUUCAUUUAUCAUGGUACCAUGGAUAUCUCCACAAAUUCAAGUGUUAAAAGUCUGACUUUUAAGAAUUAUUUUACACUAAUGUGAGUGCACAGGCUAACAUAACCAUCAUGCAUAGGUUUCAACACUAACAUUGAGAGUUUUCCUGCAGAGAACCACAGGUAUCUAAGUUUGUUAUUCACUUACAGUUCUAAUAAACAUGCUGAGCGCUGGUGAGUGAUGCACCAUUGGUUGAGCUUUAGCUAUAUUUGUGCUUAUAACAGUGAUAAACUCUCUCCAAGCUAUAUUUACAGUUCAAUUAAACUAAUGAAAAUAAUAGAUCUAGCUGCAGGCAUUUGUGUCGGCGAUGUGACAUAAAUAAUACAGUUGUUUUCUUUGUGGUUUUUGUAACUUGUAACUACUGAUCCUGAUUUAUUUCUUACACUACUGAUCUGCGUCCCCUCCUUUCCAUCCGACUGCACAAACAUGAUGCCAGGUUUCCUCACGCAAAAACGCGAAGAGGAUAAUUUGACCGGCCUUUAAAAGUGGUCACGUGCUUGUCUGUUUUAACAGUUGAAUUGUGGGUCAUGCGCACGCCUGAUAAAUGAGGGCUGACGUAAUCACUCGUGUGUUCGGUUGAGAAGUUGCGGUGUUAGACAGUUGAUAUUAUUCUAUUUUUGUGGCAAUACUGAAGCAAUAUUAAUCCUUAAUGUCAAGGGAUUAUGAAUGGAAGCCUCACCUGUACAGCCAGCUCUGAUUGGUUCCCGGGACCUCUGAGUCGUCAGCAGUGACAUCACUAGAGCUGAUGAUGUAACCAGGAGAUAAUCUGUCACUCGCUCGCCCUGGGGGGACAAGCCUGGAGACAGUUGUAUGAAUGUGUGUGUGUAAUGUGCGUUUGUGUGACAUUAUUGUUUGUUUGCACAAUUCAGACUUCAAAUUUUUCUGCAUCCAUCACAUAAUUUGUGGUCAUUACUGAAGAAGACGAACACUGUAUUGACGCCUCCAUUCAAAAUAGCACAGACUGUGUUUUUCCCUCAGCGCACAGUUGUAGCUUAUGAUGAAUUCUGGUUUACAUCGUCAGUGCUCCAGUCAUGCCUCUGUGUUGUUUUAAUGAUGUAACAUGUUUGUAAUAAUGGAACGACCCCGUAAAGAUUCCCUGCAUUAGAUUUAAUGAAAGAAUGUCUCCUCUCUGAUGUUGUGGUUGCUGUGAGACAAAGACCAGAAGAACAUCAUCAGUCGCCUGACACUGGAUUUUGACGAUUGUCUCACCACCGCCGCCGCUCUUUGGUUGACAGCAACAAGACGAGAGAUGGUUUUUUUUGUUUUGUUUUUACGUAGAGUGUGUUCAAUCUACUUGAAGUGCACAGAUGUAUUUUCUCUGAUGGAUAAAAAACAACCUUUCAUUGGAAUAACAGGACCGUUAGCGUCAGAGAGUGGAGAUGAGAUUGUUUGACUGUGACCAUCUGCCAUCAGAGUGCGUGACCUUUAGUGUUCAUGGGGUAAACCGUGGAAGCUGUUUGUCGUCAUGUGAGCUCCCAGACAACACGCUCACUCAGUCUGUACUGGGCAAAUCUCUCACAGCUCACAUCAGACUCUUUAAAAGUACAGAGGUGGUUCGACAAGGAUUCUUAUUAGAUUUAAUGAUGGUUAGAAAAUAUGGACCAACUGUUGUUGCAGUCCUGUGCAAGAAUAUAAGGAAAAAUCCCCCCUAAAAUGCUUUGAACACUGUUUCACAACAGAUCAGGGAUGUUUUUGUCUUGAUCAAAAAAGAUUUCAGAAAACUCAGAGCUCAUAAUACAACCUAGGCCCAGCAGUUCCUUUGAAUUUAGUCAGGCUGCACCAAAUUACACAUACUAAUAGAUAUUAGUACCUAGAAUAUGUCUGGGUUUUUUUCAUCAAGAUCCAUGAUAAUUUUAGAAGAGCAGGUUAAAUAGUUUAAAGGUUCAGUGUGUAGCAUUUAGUGACAUCUAGUGGUUAAGUUUGAAGUUGCAGCUAAAUCUCACCCUCCCCUUCCAAACAUGAGAGUGGUGUGUGGUAGCCUUCAGUUGUCAUAAAAACUCAGAAGGUUUUUAGUUUGUCCAGCCUGAGCUACUGUAUAAAACAUGGCAGCCUCCGUAGAAAGGACCCACUCCUGAUGUUAAUAUAAAGUAUUUCAAUAUAAAGGAGCCAUUAAAGGGUGAAGAAAACAAUAAUUCGUACAAUUUAGUUGAAACAUACCAGUGAACACAUCACUAGGAAUAUUUUAUAUUAGAUUGCCGUGAAUUAAUCCCUUUCACCUAGUUCCUACACACUGAACCUUUAAUAAACCCACCAUCUCACGAUGCCAGUGAUGAAAAAUUCUGUUGGAUAACACAGACUAAACUCAGCACAUAUUGAGUUUAAGACAAAAACUAAAUUCUGGAUUCCCGUUUUGGUACUAACUCAUAAAGAUAAUAACCAAUACAUUGAUUAUCAGAACUGUGUAUUAACUCCUGAGGAUAACUGAUCAAUUCAUACAGUAUCACGUUGAGGUAUUUGUGGAAUUUUCUUGUCAGGCCUGUGGACAUAAGAGCAGAAGACUUUGUAAUUCACCGUGCAGCUCUGACGUUUAUCCGUCACAGAUGCUAGCAAGUCCUGGAACAAUGGCCUACAUGCACCAGACUGUGGCCACAAGACAUGUUGCACAACAGGUCUCAUGGCUGCUUUUACAUUUCCAGUCUGAAAUGUACUAACCAGUCGGCUAGAUGCAUGUUUUUAUAUGAUCAUAUGUGACCAGCUCACACCCAGUCUGGGGGCCAGAGAAGGAAGUGAAGAACCGUGUAAGGCAGGUCCAACAUAGAAACAUGUAAAGACGUGACAGUGCCAGAGAAUUAAAGGGUGGAUUUUGCCUUUACGUGAAUGUUUUUGAUGAUUGUUUUCUUUUCAUUUUUAUUUGUCAAUGGUCGGGCUAGAACAGCUACAGGAUGAUCUGUGGAAGUUGAAUACUGGAGCACUUUGACAACGAGGGGGAAGGAGAGAUGUAGCGGGGAGAGAGGAGGUGACGGUGUUGGAGAUGGAAAAGGUUUGUGUUGCUCUGCCAUUUCCUGGCAGAUGAAACGAACCACAAUCUGUAGGAAACACCUUUUCCCCUCUCUCUUCCCCACCAAUAAUGGACACAAAACAGAUUUCUUUCAAAGAAAGACCAGACAUAGAAACACUUUAUCUGAUUGUUGAUUUUUAAUCCGAGAGAGAGAAACUUCUCAAUUGACAAGUGUUCUUUGUACAAAUUUUAGGGAUGUAGUGAAUCGCCAGUGCACGUUGCACCGAGGUGAAUUUUGUGUUGAACGUGAAGUGUUCAGUGUGCCUUUUACUUUUUCGUAUUUUCAAUCUAAACUCAAGAUUUUUAAAAGAACCAUUUUUUUCUGCUCGGACCCUUUCAUUGUUUAUUUUAUUAUGAUUACGUCUUUCUUUUCUGUACUUUUUUUUUGUUUUGUUCCUGAAAGUUAUUAAGUAGAGCCAGGUUUUACAAAGGUACAGAACCAAAGUCCCUCAGAAGUUUCCCUGUACAACCCACCAUGUGGAGUUCUGGAGCUUCUCUGUCAGCGUCUCUACUGUGCUAUUUUCUCAUUGGUCAAUCAGUGUAUGCCAUUUAAAAGUAUUAUAGCAAUAUUUCUCUAGUUGAAGACUAAAGUCAUGAAGAUUCUAGUGGACGUGUCUCCGAGUAUCAUAAUUUCACCUGCUGAUAAAACACAAACAUCAAUCUAUCAAUAGAAAUCCAGUUUUAUAUUUACCUUUAUUGAUGUUGACCACACAUAAGCUAACUUGCUGUUGAGAUUAAAAAAAAAAGGUUUAUUGAACAGAA